Messenger RNA from Pterocles gutturalis (yellow-throated sandgrouse), 1761 nucleotides. It is a transcript of the gene GDF2, whose product is annotated as growth differentiation factor 2. The record is from RefSeq and is a predicted model, not a curated record. Bases 239 to 1525 code for a protein of 428 amino acids. The transcript has 2 exons. Gene Ontology annotation, biological process: BMP signaling pathway; SMAD protein signal transduction. Gene Ontology annotation, molecular function: cytokine activity; growth factor activity. NCBI's taxonomy places the organism in Eukaryota, Metazoa, Chordata, Aves, Pterocliformes, Pteroclidae. Gene Ontology annotation, cellular component: extracellular region.
UGAAGCAUGGCAUCAAUGACUCUGAUAAGGGCAAGUGUACAACCAAUCUGCUUGACAACUGACAAGAGGCUGGGGUUUGAAACAGACUGCAAAAAAGAACACAAGCAAGUGAUUUGCAAAGGGCAUUCCAGUUGUUUGCCUUCCGUCUCCUUUCCUCUGUCUGUAAUGAAACAAGAUUUUUAAUCAGCUAAAAUACCCUUGUCUCUUGUCUCUCCAUCAGAAAGUAAAUAUAGAAGAAAUGCAUUAUUUUGGAGUAUUAGCUGUACUGUCUGUUUUCAACAUCAUUGCUUGUUUGACAAGAGGCAAGCCUUUGGAAGACUGGGACAAGUUAUCCACUAUGGGCAAGUCUGAUGCACACUUUCAUGAUCCUGAGGAAGUGGAAGAUGAGACUCAUUUUGACUUUAAAUCUUUCCUGGAGGAUAUGAAGACAGAUUUACUACAGAGUUUGAAUUUAUCAAGAGUCCCCUCUCAAGUGAAGACCAAAGAAGAACCGCCACAGUUCAUGAUUGAUUUAUACAACAGAUAUGCUGCAGACAAGUCCUCCAUUCCCGCAUCCAAUAUUGUAAGGAGCUUCAGUACCGAAGAUGUUGUUUCUUUAGCUUCACCAGAAGAAAAUCCAUUUCAGAAACACAUCUUGCUCUUCAACAUCUCUAUUCCACGAUAUGAGGAAAUCACCAGAGCUGAACUGAGAAUUUAUAUCUCCUGUCACAGGGAAGUUGGGUCUCUGCCUAGGCUGGAAGGCAACAUGGUCAUUUAUGAUGUUCUAGAUGGUGACCACUGGGAAAACCCAGAAAGUACCAAAUCUUUCCUUGUUUCCCACAGUAUCCAGGAGUGUGGCUGGGAGAUGUUUGAAGUCUCCAGCGCUGUGAAAAGAUGGGUCAGGGCAGACAAACUGAAGACUAAAAACAAGCUAGAGGUUGUUAUAGAGAGUAAGGCUCUGGGUGGUUUCACUUGUGGGAAGAUGGAUAUCAGUGUUACCCCUGAUACUAAAAAUCUGCCCCUGUUAAUAGUGUUCUCCAAUGACCGCAGCAAUGGGACAAAAGAGACUAAAGUGGAGCUCCGGGAGAUGAUUGUUCAUGAACAAGAAAGUGUGCUAAGGAAAUUAGGAAAGAACAACACUUCAUCUGAAGAGGAGGAACAGGGAGACGAAAAGGCCAUCACUGGGCCUCACCAGCAUUCCUUCAGAAGCAAGAGAAGCAUCGGGGCCAACCACUGCCGGAGAACUUCCCUCCAUGUGAACUUUGAAGAGAUUGGCUGGGAUUCCUGGAUCAUUGCACCAAAAGACUACGAGGCUUUUGAGUGUAAAGGAGGUUGCUUCUUCCCUCUGACAGAUAAUGUUACCCCAACAAAACAUGCUAUUGUCCAAACUCUGGUGCAUCUCCAAAACCCAAAGAAAGCUUCCAAGGCUUGUUGUGUUCCAACCAAAUUGGAUUCAAUCUCCAUUCUCUAUAAGGAUGAUGCUGGUGUGCCCACUUUGAUAUAUAACUACGAGGGGAUGAAAGUGGCAGAAUGUGGCUGCAGGUAGUAUACAAGGCAGGAUCUCUUUAGAAUAAAAAUGCCCCCUUUUUCUGCUCUGUGUAAAUCUGUACAUUACUGAUGCAAGUGAAAAUCCUUGCAAACCAAGUUUAAAGCAGGGUAUGGGGCUGGUUGUUGUUGCUGCUUGUUUUAAAGGAAAACUGUCAUUUAAAGAAUGGCAAUCAUUGUAAAUAGCCUGCAUUAUAUAUCAUGGCAAAGUGAAUACUGGAUUAAAAUAUUGUGAGA